AUGUUAAGAUUAUCAGCAUUACCAAGCCCCAAACAACUUUCGACAUCAGUUGGAAAACUUGGGCAGUUGGAAUUUCUAGACAUUUCACUGUGCGAGAGCUUGGAAAAACUUCUGGAGGAAAUAGGUGAGCUCAAGAAAUUGAAAGAGUUUGACAUGAGAGAGUGUUAUCAUUUGAGGAGGUUUCCUAGUAGUGUUUGUGGACUAAGCUCCCUUAAACAUGUUAGCUGGAAUGAGAAUAUUGGGGACAAGUGGUUGCGAGCUAAAGCUUGUUCUAUCCCUGAUCUUAGAGGUGAAAUUAUGGAAGCACAAUUCACUUUUCCGAUGCUAACUUUUUAG
Cryptomeria japonica (Japanese cedar) is the source of this 336-nucleotide messenger RNA. RefSeq names its product probable disease resistance protein At4g33300. Gene Ontology annotation, biological process: defense response to fungus. Bases 1 to 336 code for a protein of 111 amino acids. The record is from RefSeq and is a predicted model, not a curated record. NCBI's taxonomy places the organism in Eukaryota, Viridiplantae, Streptophyta, Pinopsida, Cupressales, Cupressaceae. The transcript has a single exon.